Vitrella brassicaformis is the source of this 2906-nucleotide messenger RNA. The record is from the annotation of a GenBank genome assembly. Lineage: Eukaryota; Vitrellaceae.
AUGGACGAGUGCAAGCACAUUCGCUUCCGCCAGCAGGACAGAUUCGCCAAGUGCGACUACUGUCAGGAGUGCAAGUGGGAGCUGCGGCACUGCCGGCUGCCAGACAAGAGGAAGGCCAUUCUCAGGGCAUUCUUUACUCACCUUGAGUUCCAGAUGAGAAAUCGUAGACGAGGCUGUCGAAGUGACAUGCAUCACAAACUUGUGCGUUUGUCAAUGGCAGGCAAGGUGGAGAUGAAAUGGAUAGCUCGUUGUUUGUCGAGCCCUGCUCCUCCGGAGCUCUAUGUCACCAUGGAUUGCGCAGACCAGAAGGUGAGACGUCAGGCUAAGAGACCUGCGACGGAAUUGUGCCUCUCUCUCUCUUGCGUCAUUGCAGAUGUAUCAAAUGCCGCGCAGAGAGCUUGUUGCGAAGACCCUGACUGGUAUCGAGUUCCCACACUUCAAAGCACUGGGGGUACGUAGAAGCAGCAAGAAUAGUCUGCCUGCGGAGACGCGCGCAUUUUCCUGUCAGUGGACGGUCUGGGGUGUUAGCCAUGGAUAUCACUUCAUCCCCCCAAGAGAGCUUCACGGAGCGUGCAUGGUGGUUGACGUGCUCAAUGAUCUGCUCAAGGCAUCACUGGAGGGGCUUGGGGAAGAUGAGAGACCCUCGCAGCUCAAGCUGCAGCUGGACAACACUGCAGCUGAGAACAAGAACAAAUACGUGCUUGGCAAGCAGAAGGGGUCACUCGCUGGCUCUACUUUCCACUGCAUGUCGGUCGAUUAUGAGCUUGUGUGUCAGGUUAUUGUGCCAUCCUCAUCAUUCUUGGCGUCUUCGAGUCCGUCGAGCUGCACUUCCUCAUCGUCGGCCACACUCACGGCCCGAAGGAUGGGCACCACUCUAUCCUUUCGCGUUUCCUCAUGCCCCAUCACUGGAGCACCACACAGCGGCUCCUCGAGCUCACAACUGAGGCGUUCCCCAAUGGAAUCAGGAACGACGGCAGGACGGUACCAAGGAAGGACUCGGCAUUACUUCGAUUGAUGACUGUUUUUGACUUUCAGGUGCAUGCCACGUAUUGGAGCCCGGUGCUGGAUUGGGUGACAUGGAUGAACGGCUCGAAUAUUCUUCCCGUGCUGCACGGCGUCACUGGCCCAAACUCCUUCAGGUACUGCGUUUCUCUAUGUGUCUCUCUGCCGCACGCUCUUGUGUGUCUCAGGUUGUCACGCGAUUUGCUGCAUCCCCAGCGGGUCCUCAUCACGUACAAGGACUACAUGACCACUGAGCAUUGGCAGCCACCACAGCACUUCAUCGACGCCAUUCCUGAAGGCGCCCCUGCCCCUGGGCCCAUCAAGCAGCGGCUGAGCGAGGAGAGACAAGCGAAGGCUGUGUCAGCAAUGGAGCGCCUUCCAACAGACUCGAGGACAUCUCUCAUGUCCACGCCAGACGAUGUAAGACGGCAUUGCUGGCACGUCGCUGUGGGCAACGAUAUGCUGCUUGCUUCGCUCAGGUCAAGGAAGGCAUUGCAUUGCUCGACGGGACAUACCCUCGUCUCCCUCGUGAUUUCAGCUUCCCUCCUCCCUCACCCCUGCAGCCUGCCGGCCCGCCUGAGCUGCAACACGCCACCAUGCAGCAAGACAUGGAGCAUAGCAUGGCGGCCGCCGGCAUCCCCUUGAAGGCGAAACGAGAGCCCAACAUUGGCGGCAAAGGAGACAAGAAGAAGGCCUUCUUCCCAUUGGGUGGUGGCGGCCAGCCAGCUGUUGACCAUGAGCCAGGGCCGAGUGAGCAGGCAGGGGAGGGCAGUCGGGUGCUUCAGGCUCCUUUGAAGAAGUUCAUCCUCGCCAGCGCUGCCGAUGCCCCCUUCUACAUCGCAAGAAUAGAGGAUUCCGUCGCCAAGGGGGCCCCAGAGCCGCCCCUUUCGGUCCAGGGGGAGCGUUGGGUGUAUGUGUGGUGGUUCACUGCACCGAGACAUGACAGGCAGAAAGUCACUCAGGGGCACAGGGCAAUGUAUUGGAAGCCAGUGGGGGAAGACAAGGCCAAAGCCAAGCCAGCUUUGCAAUGGAUUUCAGAGAGAACCAUCCUGACGCCUGGUUGUUUCGACAUGACAGGGAAGGGAGAUGCGAAUAGGAUGGUGCCCCGCUGGGUGCACAGAUGGCUUUUUCAGCACACCGAUCUGAGUGGGGAGUUUGAGAGAGCGAGGUGUGCUCCCCAUGACAUAGACGACUUGGAUGAGCAACAGCUGGAUGAGGCUGAGGAGGAGUGAGUGACUCAGAAGUGACUCAGACUUCUCAUGAGUGAGCAGACUUCUUUGAUUCAUAGAUCAAAACGGUUGCGAGUGGGUUGUGUCUGAUCGAUCAAUGAAAAGCGUUGCCCCUCCUUGAUGGCAUGUCCGUACAGCGCAGCACAUGCAUCAGCAAAAGUCCAAGUCAUUACACAAGUCCACUUACACUUACAGCGAACUCAUCAUGGGCCUCGCUGCGAACGCGGCUCGACGAACGGUUUCGAGAGGAGUAACGGGAGGCGAUCGGGAAGGGACAACAGGCAAAAUUUCGCACCAAAGUCCAUUAUCCACGCCGGCUCCUAUGGCCGAGUGGUACCCCACGGAGUCAUAGUGAGCCGGUCAUCGUGAGUUCAAUUCCCUCCGUUGGACUUACGGUGCAAGUUUCGGGAGGAGGGUCUAGACUAGCUACCCUAAGGAUCUCACUGGACUGCCUACAAAAGGGAUCCCACGGGACGCGCCGCGAGGACCAGCCGAGGAGUGGCACUAGGAUGCGUUCAGGGUAGCUGCCGUGAAACCGUGCAAAGGCUUAGGAUCACAAAGGCGUGCGGAGUGUGAUCGUGCGUGGCCAGUGUCCAUGAAUCGGACUCGCAAAAGACUCGGAGGGCGGGGCAUUCCCAGAGCCCGUUACCGUAACCAACCAACCACAAAUUUCCA